Passer montanus (Eurasian tree sparrow) is the source of this 5119-nucleotide messenger RNA. RefSeq names its product ferric chelate reductase 1 like (gene FRRS1L). The coding region runs from base 1171 to 1836 and encodes 221 amino acids. The record is from RefSeq and is a predicted model, not a curated record. The transcript has 4 exons. Gene Ontology annotation, biological process: regulation of glutamate receptor signaling pathway. NCBI's taxonomy places the organism in Eukaryota, Metazoa, Chordata, Aves, Passeriformes, Passeridae.
GUGGAUGUUAAAAUCACUUUUGCAGCUAGGCUGCAUGGAAAACCAUUUGUUCAAUGGAUUUGAAAAUAAGUAAGGAGUGAGAAAACUCCAUGGCCUGUGUUUCAGCAAUACGCUGCUACACGCUGCUGUGAAAUCCUGCAAACUUAUUUAUGCCGGGUAAUUUACCUGCCCUUGAUACAGUUGGUGUAACUGUGAUUUGCAGCUUACAGCAUACUUUCUCCAUUAACAUUGUUAGAAAUCUAGGGAAGUAAAUCAGGGCUCCCGAAUGCCCAAAGUAGUGUAGGUCAAAAGUUUGUGUGCUGGUGCUGUAACUAACUGAAAUGUUCAUUUCCCACUCAGUGAAACACUUUUCUUGAUAAAUGUCUUUCAAUUACUUUUCCUACUCAAUGAAGCAUUUUCAGAGGACUUUCUAGUUCCACAGCUAGCACUUUGGUUUUUAUCUGGCUAAGUAAAAGAACAUCCUAUUAAAAUAUCUGUGCUUACGCAACAGAUACCAGCACCGACAAGCCAAGACUAAAUAGGUCUGCUAGUAAACUUUCUCAUUUUUUCCUUGGUACUAUAGUCCAGCAGAUGGGAUUGCUUGGAACCAUAAUUCCCACUGUCUGACUCUUCUGGGUCUGCCUUCACAAGUGAUUGCAGGCCAUAACUGCAGGCAAUUCCCUGCCCUGAUACUCUCUUACCUUUUACUGCAAUGUGUGUUUUAUUUUACUUCAUAAAGGAGGAUGUAUAAUGUGGUCUUUUCAGCAUCAAUUCCUACAGCCCUGCAUCUGGUGCCCUGCCUGUAUUUAUACCUAAUGUUGUCACUUAUGGCUAAGGAGUCAGUUCCUGUACAGAUUUCCUGAGGGGACUAUGAGUGCACAAGGAGAGAGAUGAGCAGAGAUCCCUAAUUGUUAGUUGACUGCAGUAGUCCAUGAUCCUGCUGCCUUACAUUUAACUUUUGCCCUCCAGCAUUCUUCUCUCUCCUUGAUGAAUGUAGGAAACCUUAGAAAAGUUUUCUUUUCAGUUAUUCAUGUUACUUUGUUACCUGGAUCCAGGACCAUCUGAGCAGUGGGUUUUGUAUGUGGCAAAGUAGUCACGCAUCUGAACAGUUCAGUUAUCAGCAAAGUAAAUGCUACUGGAAGACCUUCUCUUUAGUAUUACUGAUUUUUAGUCCUUGUAUCUUAUUUAGUAAUGGUUUAUUCUGAUUAUACAGGUUACCCUUUCCCUACUGCUCCUCCUGUGGACCCAUUUGCAAAAAUCAGAGUGGAUGACUGUGGGAAAACCAAGGGAUGCUUCAGGUAUGGUAAACCUGGGUGCAAUGCAGAGACUUGUGACUACUUUCUGAGUUACCGCAGAAUUGGAGCUGAUGUUGAAUUUGAGUUGAGUGCUGACACAGAUGGCUGGGUGGCAGUGGGAUUUUCCUCAGACAAGAAAAUGGGGGGAGAUGAUGUCAUGGCUUGUGUUCAUGAUGAUAAUGGAAGAGUCCGAAUACAGCACUUCUAUAAUGUUGGUCAGUGGGCUAAAGAAAUCCAGAGAAAUCCUGCUAGAGAUGAGGAAGGGGUUUUUGAAAACAAUCGUGUCACGUGUCGAUUCAAGCGUCCUGUCUAUGUUCCCCGAGAAGAAACCAUCGUAGAUUUGCACUUGAGUUGGUACUACCUGUUUGCUUGGGGCCCAGCAAUCCAGGGUUCUAUAACUCGUCAUGAUAUCGACUCUCCACCCGUGUCAGAGCGUGUUGUCAGUAUUUACAAGUACGAAGAUAUUUUCAUGCCUUCAGCUGCCUAUCAGACCUUCUCUUCUCCAUUCUGCUUGCUCCUCAUUGUUGCACUGACCUUCUAUUUAUUGAUGGGAACCCCAUGACCAAUGGAAAACAGCAAGAAUUUGGCAGUGGAAGUUUCUCAGGAUGGACGGCUAUAUGGAUGGACAAUGCAUUUUUCUUUUGGAAUUUAUAUCACAUCACCAUCCUCAUCUAGCUGCUUUUGAACAUAGUUAGCUUCUCAGAAGAGUGAAAUAACCAUCUCCCUUGAGUGGCAGAGUGGUGACAAAUAAUUUAAGAAAAUCAGUGAACACGUAGGAGAAUAUUUUCAGUGUUGUGAUUACUUGCUUAAGGAAAAUGAGACUUUUGUAAAAUCAAUGUGUGUAUGUGUGUGUUUGUGUGUUUGGGAGGGGUGCCUGUAUGUCUGUUUAGGUGAAUUUAGUGAUGGACAUCUUAUCAAAUAACAAAAUUGCCUUCCAAAUUGCUAAAAAAAAGCAAAUUAGGGAAAACACUGCAAUGCUGUUUGGUACUUCUAGAGCAGAGAGCAGAACUCCAAGUGCAGUUUCUAAUCUUAUGACCUGGAAACCAACACAGCAGUAGUUGCCCUUCAGUAGUGGAUAGUUCUCCCAAUUUCUUUUUUUUUUUUAAUAUUUAUCAAAGUGUACUUCUUGUAGUAUUUUCCAAAACUAAACUUGCAUAUUCAAGCAUUAGCAUGAUUUUUUUUUUUUCAACAGAAAUAGGUGAUGAAUGUUUUUAUUGUGUUUCAAUAGCCUUUUUGAAAGAAAUGCCUACUUCUUUUAAGAGUGAGAUAUAAAGUAAUUUAAACAAGGGGGAGGGAGAAUACAGCAAUAUAAAUUCUCCAUACAUAGGAAAACCAGGUGUAAAACAUGCAGAAUAUAAAAGUUCCCAACAAGCCAUAGGAUGUCCUCCUAAUAGAUUAAAUCAACUUCUCUCUUUUUAUGAAAAAAAGCAAUUUUGCUGACAUGUAAAUAUAUUUUUAAGUAAUUGUGCAGCAGUAUGAAGUAAUCUCUUUUUAUGUGUUGUAUGCCACUAAAUCCUGUUCAUAUAAAGGGUGACUGUGGGCAGCUGGUGUAAUCUUACAAAGAAAUAUAAAUGAGAUUACUCUUAAGGAAAGACAGGGAUUAAUAAGAACAGCAGUAUCUUUUGUUCAUCAAACCACUACUAAAAUAUAGAUAUUGUGGAAAAAAGAUGAGCUAAAAAGGAAAUACAUUAGCUGUUUUUAUCACCAAUAAUUAAUGCAAGAGGAAUGCUAAAUAUUACAGAGACAAAAAGUGUCAAAAUGCAUUUAUGAGCCACAGACUAUAAUAAAAACUUGGAGUGAAGAAUUUCUGUGCUGUACAUAAUAGGAAGUGUAUGACACGUUUACAUGUAGCAGUCAAAUGUGCUUGGGUAAGGUUACUCAUUCAAUUUUCAACUUACACUAAAAUUCUACUUGGGUAGAAUUAAAAUCUAAGUAGUGCCAAAGUUUUAUCUAAUGUGAUACACUUGAGGACUCUCUAACACAGAAUCUGGUAAAGUAUAUGUAAUGCAACUCCUUUCUAUUCUCAUUGCUGCAUGGAGUAUAAAAUGAUGAAUUAGCUUGGAUAGGUUUGCAUCAUUAUUCACAGAUUGAUGUCUGUAGAGCUUAGUUUUUUUAGGCUCAGAAUUCUUCAAACUUAUAUUUAAGGUAUAUGAAUUAGAUUGAAGAUGAACUUAUCUUCAUAACAAACACUUUAUCCCUCUUUCAAAAGAUUGACUAAUAUUUUAUCUUUUCAUUGAUGUCUUAAAGCAUUUGUUCACUUAAAAUUACUGGACUAGAGUUCAGGAAAGGGAAGAUAAAUUCAGAAGUGAACUUCUAAAGUGCAUACAGUAGCUUUAUUUAGUAUAAAUUACUUCUCUCAGGUUGGUUAACUUACUCAUCAUCUGAUCAAGUAGAGACCACCUAAUAAGGUCUGCUUUGGCCCACAACAGCUGUGUAAUUUAGCCUUAAGAUUGGCUGGAGCAGAUAAGCAGAAGCCUGGAUAAUGAGCUUUACAUUCAGCAAACAGGUGAAGUGAAGAAAUCAUUACGGUAAAUUCUUUCUCUCAGGCAGCUGAGAUAUUGCAGCUCUUUCUCAGAGCCUGAGGGUUGCUUUAGUUUAUGGCUUGGUUUUUACUGUUUCAGCCAUUUACUUGAUUACCCACUAAAGGGCUAAUUUAAUAAUUUAAAGGUACUGAACUUGGAUAGAAACCCAUUUUGGCUUCUCUUUUCUUCUUUAAUAGAGCUCGGGAUUUAGGAUAGCCUGGUUGGACCUGAGCAUUCAGGUAUGUUAUAGAUGACAAUAAUAAUACCAAGGUAAAAUUGUGUGACAGCUGUCAAUCUGCUUUCUACAUAUAUAGAGUCAGAUGUGGUUAAAGUUCAGGAUCUGAAGCAAGGGCAAAGUAUUUUACAUUAUUUUUUAUUACUUUUUCCGAUUACUUGUCAGUGUGCUGUGUUUUUGUCAUCAUAUUUUUCUCUUGUUGAAGUAUUAGCAGAAAUGUGCACUUCUGAAAAAUCUUUCACCUAAGCUUCACAGUGUUUAAUUAGCCUAAUAAAAUGUUCUAAUCAAAAGGGAGGAAAUAAAAGGCCACAGGAAGCAGCAAAACAAUUUAUUAUCUGGCGUUUAAAUGGAUGAUUGAGUUUAUCACUGAGUUUAUGUAAGAGUUCCUCUUCACAGUGGGAAAAUCAGGACUGUGGAAUUCAAGUUGACAUACAAUGAGGUAUGAGUAUCUAGAAGUUGGUAGUCAGGAUGGAAUCUGAGGAGAAAAAGGUUAUAAGGGAAAUGUGGUAUGUAAGUUUGUAUGAUAUUUGGUAAGUCUUAACAUUUGAGUGGGCACAGUAACUUGUCAUGGAGGCUAUUUUCGUUUUCACAUGUUGUCUUCUUGUUUUUCUUUUUAAUAUUGAAAAGCAGGCUUUAUCUCUGUUACACAAAGUGACUAUAAAGUAACAGACUUCAAAGUAAUUUUUAAUUGAUUGUGGCAUUUCAAAGAUUUUUUGUUUUAUUAUUUUUUCUAGUUAAUUGGUACUAACACAAACGAGAAUAAAAGGUGCGCUUUGGAUAAGGAGGCAGAUAUUUCCCUCUCCAAAUAAUUUUUUGUUUCUUUAGUGUGAUUACUACCGAACAACUAUUAAAGAACACAUUUCUGAAGUGCUUUAAUUUUAGGAAUUUCUUGCUGUAGAGUGACUUCAUACAAAGGCAUUGAGUUUAGAGAGGGCAUAUUUAAAGUAUGGUGUUGUUUGGAAAUUUGACUGUAGUUACUAAUUAGAAAGAUUUUUUUUGCAUAAUUUUUUUUCAUUGCUGGUAUCAAAUAACUGGUGUUUUUUAGGUAUAGGUGAGAUGCUAAUUGAUUUUCCCCCCUCAAAAAAAAA